This is a messenger RNA of Brassica napus (rape), 1227 nucleotides long. RefSeq names its product ABC transporter F family member 4-like. The transcript is spliced from 14 exons. The coding region runs from base 1 to 1227 and encodes 408 amino acids. The record is from RefSeq and is a predicted model, not a curated record. Lineage: Eukaryota; Viridiplantae; Streptophyta; Magnoliopsida; Brassicales; Brassicaceae.
AUGUCAAAUGUAUCCUUGGAGAUCCCGAAUUGCAUAGCGACUUGGUUGAAGAAGUUGACUGUGAAUUUGGAAGAGUUGUUGAUCUUCUCAAAAGAGGAUAUCGAAACUGAGAAGUCAAAAGAAACUGAAGCCGCCACAAAAACCAAGGGAAAGAAGAAUGGUGUAAGACCUUCACGUGAAGUAGACCAUCAAGAAGAAGAUGAUACAGAAGUCGAACACGGGGCUAAAGAAAGUGACACAUCAAAAGUCAAUGAAGAACAGCCACAAGAGGAAGAGGAACAAGAAGUCGAUGUGGACGACGGUGAUAAAGAGAGUGAAAAUUCAGAAACCAAUGAAGAUGGAGAAGUAAAUGAGGAUGAAUCUAAAAAGCACGUGAAGGGUACAAAGAAACGUGGAAGAGUACCUAAGGGAAUGAAGAAAGGUGUAACAACCCCACGUGAAGUACAACAACAAGUAGAGGAUGAUGCAGAAGUGGACGUCGGUGCUAAAGAAAUUGAAAAUCCAGAAACCAAUGAAGAUGGAGAAGUAAAUGAGGAUGCAUCUAAAAAGCCUGUGAAGGGUACAAAGAAACGUGGAAGAGGAACUAAGGGAACGAAAAAAGGUGUAACACCCCCACGUGAAGUACAAAGACAAGUAGAGGAUGAUGCAGAAGUGGACGUCGGUGCUAAAGAAAUUGAAAAUCCAGAAACCAAUGAAGAUGGAGAAGUAAAUGAGGAUGCAUCUAAAAAGCCCGUGAAGGGUACAAAAAAACGUGGAAGAGGAAAUAAGGGAAUGAAAAAAGGUGCAACACCCCCACGUGAAGUACAACAACAAGUAGAAGAUGAUGCAGAAGUGGACGUCAGUGCUAAAGAAAUUGAAAAUCCAGAAACCACUGAAGAUGGAGAAGUAAAUGAGGAUGCAUCUAAAAAGCCCGUGAAGGGUACAAAGAAACGUGGAAGAGGCACAAAGGGAAUGAAGAAAGGUGUAACACCCCCACGUGAAGUACAACAACAAGUAAAAGAUGAUGCAGAAGUCGAUGUUAAAGAAAGUAAAAAUCCAAAAACCAAUGAAGAUGGAGAAGUGAAUGAAGAUGCAUCUAAAAAGCACAUGAAGUUUACAAAGAAACGUGAAAGAGUAACUAAGGAACCUAACGUUGACACCUCCAAACCAAAAAGACAAAAGAAACAAGAAGAUUCAGCUGCUGAUGCGAUAGGACGUGUAUUGGAAGAUCUGAAAAAAGCCGAUUAG